Molecule: messenger RNA, 2872 nt
Organism: Tigriopus californicus
Lineage: Eukaryota; Metazoa; Arthropoda; Copepoda; Harpacticoida; Harpacticidae
Exons: 8
Coding region: 456-2747 (763 amino acids)
Biological process (GO): nucleosome assembly
Cellular component (GO): chromatin; nucleus
Molecular function (GO): chromatin binding; histone binding; lipid binding
Source: RefSeq, a predicted model, not a curated record
CCGAGCAAGUAUGUACACUCAUGAGUGUGGUGAUCCUAUGUACUAGUAUAGUAGUCUAGUACGUAUGUGAGGUGAUGGAGGGGAGCUUCCUUGACAACUCACACACUCAUGAACAUAGACUAUAGUUGCCUCACUCUCUCGACUAUUCAACAAGUGACUGAUUGCAUUGAGAGCAAGCUCUAGACUCACUUUCCCUCACAUUUCCAGUGAUAACAAAAUAAACGACGUGUGAUCAAAGCCGGUUUUACUCAUCCGUGUCCUUCAAAUACUGUGUGGCCAAGAUUGUGCAUGCGUCCGUGCGUGCGUGAAGAAUUCUUCAAAGAGAGGAAAGCCAAUGGCUUCCUGCGCCGCCAAUCCUUCUGUGCGGAGCGGGAUUUAAUGGUGCCAUCCGCUCAUUGACGUGUUCUAUCCUGGCACACAUGCGUAUUUAACCACAGCCACACAACCAUAAAGCCAUGGAUAGUUUGGAUCUCGUAACCAUCAUCACGUAUAUAUGUGGGAUUUUGGGGGGCAUUCUCCUAGUCCUGUGCAUAGUAUUAGCGUUCUUGUUCAUCGUGGUGCAGUGCAAGGCCUAUUUCUGCCCCCGGGAUUCACAAUAUUCCGUGGUGCCCAUUGCUCAAAAUGGUGUGGCCAUUGAGAACGGAUUCAACAGUAAAAAGGGAUACGUUCCAGGAGAUGAUCCCCAUCAAGAACCACUUCUCAGCCUUAUGGACGAGUCAGGAAAUGCCCGAAAGAAUGGCAAAAAGCCACGAAUCAUCAGAUCUCAGCAUGAAAACCACUCUCAGCCCCCGGUGAAGAAGAAGCUGUUGUGGAAAAAGGGCCGAAAGAAGAGCAUCACUCGGAUGCCGGCCAAACAAACCAAUGAAGAUGAGAAGGUCGAGUUUAGCGAUGAAGAUCUGGACGUGCCUCGGGAUCGAAUAUUCCGCAAGAACCCCAAUGUCAUUCGAUUCAAGUCAAGGAGCAAAUCCGAUUGGGAUAUCCAUGACAUGCCCGGUGAAUCUCCGAUAAAUAGUUCGGAAGAGGAUUUUGCUGCGUACACACGAAACCUUCGAUUACUACAAAACGGUGAGGAAGUUGGACUGAGCCAAUACUUUGACGCUUUGGAGACCAUCAACGAGGUUACUGAGGGCGAGGAGGAAGCCCCCGAGUUUCUCUCGGACAAGGAUAAGGACCCAACACCACUCCUCCGCCCCCACGCCCAACUCAUGCGGUUCCGGUCCCAAGCUGCCUCAGAUCAGGACUCAGGAGAGUGGGAGGAUAUCAUUACCCUAGAGGAGAUCCCGGAGGAGUCCAGCUCCAUCCAGAUGAAGAGAUUUCUCAAUGAUAGCGAAAAUCAUCAUCGAAGACGCUCACAAGAUCCGCAAGUUAGGCGCAGACUAAAGGCUCUUCAUCGGCUCCAACUCCAAAGUGUGGCCUUGGAGGCCCAAUUCUACCGAGACGUGGCCAAGAUUGAGGCUAACUACAUGACAGGCCAAACAAAGACCAAUCAUAGUAAACUCCGGAAUUUGAUCAAUGGGAAGAAAUCGAAGUUCCCGGAUGGAAUCCCACGUUUUUGGUUGUUGGCGCUGAAGCAUUCCGAGACUUUGGGCACCAUUAUCCAAGGUUAUGAUGAGCCCGUUCUAGAGCAUCUGGUAGACAUUCGUAUUCGACCCUUUGGGCAGAUGUUGACGAAGAAAGAUCGGUUUGGUUUUGCUUUGGAUUUCGAGUUUGAGCCUAACGAGUAUUUCAGCAACGAAAUCCUUACCAAGGAGUAUGAAGUCCGUUGUAGGCCCAAUAUCCAUCAUCCAUUCAGUUUCGAAGGUCCGGAGAUUUCCAAUUGUACUGGGUGUAAAAUCCAUUGGGAACGGGGCAAGAAUGUGACCCUGAAGGCCGUGAAGAGAGUCAGAGAUGGCGACGUGGUCCAGAAAUGGGCCAAACGCAACAGCUUCUUCAACUUCUUCACGCCACCCAUCCUCACCAAGGACGUUUUAAAGGACCAACAAAAGGCCAAAUUACUGCAGGCCCACUUCGAGAUCGGGCUCCAUUUCAAAGAAACUUUCAUACCAAACUCGGUUGGGUUCUUCCUGGAUUGGAAUAAAGCAGCCCAACAAUCACCUGAUGAGAGCAUUCAUCAAACCCGUCGAAAGAGAAUCCAGAGUGACCGUGGUGGAACCCAUUUAAAGACGGUCAAACCUAAGCCCAAAAUAAAUCUGGGUGGCUCCACAGUCAAGCCCAAUGAUCCCAAGCCAAUGGGUUCGUACACGGAAUCCGAGGUAUCCAUUGCCUCACAACCUCAGGCAGAGGGUGUCGAAGCCAAACCCAAGGAUCUGCCCUCUCAACCAUCGGAACCUGAUCCCAUUAUUGGCCGCUAUAGGAUGACCUCGUCAGAUGGCUUUGAUGAGGUGCUCCGGGAACUCGGUGUGGGACUUAUGAAGCGCAAAAUGGCGAAUUCCGUCACUCCAAUCAAUGUGAUAGAAAUCGACGAGGAGGGGACUUACGUAAUCAAGACAGAGACCACUUUGAGAACCACCGAAAUUCGCUUCAAGAUGGAGGAAACUUUCAUCGAAGUGACUCUUGAUGGCAGGACCACGCAUACCUACCCAACCAGGAAGGGUAAUGUCAUUCAUUUGGAUCAGAGAGGUGACCCAAUUAAAAAGGAAAAGGAUUCUGUGAUGAUUCGGGAUUUCCAAGGUGACAUCAUGCACAUGCAAAUCAUUGUGGGCCAAGUUGUUUGUAAACGUGUUUACGAACGAAUCAAGGAAGACUAACACUCUUUUUCUACAUUCUCCCUAAACCCUCUUUUGUACUAACGCGACUCUUUAUGGAGCUUGUUUGGUAUUGAAUUCAGUCACUGUUUUACACGCACUUAAAUACAAUUGAUGUUUUGAUUAUA